Messenger RNA from Arabis nemorensis, 1095 nucleotides. NCBI's taxonomy places the organism in Eukaryota, Viridiplantae, Streptophyta, Magnoliopsida, Brassicales, Brassicaceae. The record is from the annotation of a GenBank genome assembly.
AUGGAUUACGUCAGGGGUUUAUGGAGGAAUCACAGAAGAAAGGUUUUUGUGACGGUUGGUUGUUUAGGAAGUGGGUAUUUACUCUACAGAUUAUACAAUUCACAUACUCGUAGGCUUGCUGAUUUGGAACGAGAACUAGCUCACGAGCGUGAAAAUGAAGAACUCAUCAAAACACAAAUGAAAGCUCAUUUCGAGAAUAUUCAGAUGAUUGUGGAUUCGACUACACUGCCUCACGCAAUGCAGUAUUUGAGUAUUCGUAUUAGCGAGGAGAUUGAUGUUUCUAAUGUUAUGGAGAGAUUGAACAAAGGGAAAGGAAUGUUGAGUUCGUCUGAGAAGCUUCAGUUAUGGGAUGAGCUCAAGAUUUUGAGUUUCACGAGGAUGGUUUUGUCGCUGUGGUCAGUCACGAUGCUUAGCUUGUACAUUAGGGUUCAAGUCAACAUUUUAGGCAGACAUUUGUAUGUUGACACCGCACGAGCUCUUGGUAGCUCCCAUUUACUUGAAGAGUUAGAUCUCAUAGAUAGAGAUGAUGAACAAAAGUUCUUGUCAAGUGCUGAUUAUCUUGUGACCAAUGCAAUGCUGAGUUUGAUUUUAGAUAUGCAAGCUGCAGUCAAGGAAGUUCUUAAAGGAAAGCAGUUAAAAGAUGUAAUUACCACAAGAGUAUUUCAAGAAACCGUGUUACGGAUUGUGGAUGUGUUCAUGAGCACUGGAAGUCCACAUCACUGGAUUGAUUAUUUAAUGAUGCCUCGAGACAUAAGGCUUUCAAGAAACACAAGUGGCUCUUCACAGUCUGAUGAAACUGUGACCAAGUUUCAUCAACUCAUGUUUGAAACACGAGAAGUACUCACCAGCACUGACUUCACAAAUAUAGUGGAAAUUUCGCUCAAGCGGUUCACGGAUGCGUUGGUCGAGGAAAUGGAAACGCAGACUGACGGUUUAGCUACCGGGAUGCCAUUGGCAAAGGUUUUACCACAGAUUGAGAAGACAGUACCUGUGAUUAUAGCUGAACCGGACAAGAACCGGUUCUUACAACUCAUCAGAGACCUGUCUGAAGUUCAGCUUUUUUUUACUCUUUUAUACGCUAAUAUUCCACAAUAG